Molecule: messenger RNA, 666 nt
Organism: Juglans microcarpa x Juglans regia
Lineage: Eukaryota; Viridiplantae; Streptophyta; Magnoliopsida; Fagales; Juglandaceae
Exons: 1
Coding region: 1-666 (221 amino acids)
Source: RefSeq, a predicted model, not a curated record
AUGCCAAAGUUUGAAUGGGCGAAAUGGGUGUGGCAUAAGUUCCUACCGAAAAAGAUAUCUUUGUGUAUGUGGAAGGCUGUUUUUGGCUGUCUAAGUGUGGACUCACAGGUCCGGCGCCUUGGGAUUGCUUUAGCUUUUGGUUGUAAUUGUUGUUUGAGAAGGCAAGUAGAGACGCUGGAGCAUGUCCUCGGCAAAGGGGAUUUUGCAGUGGAAGUUUGGAAGAUGGCAUCGGCUGAGUUUAGGGUUCCUUUUGUUCCGCAGCAGGGUUGGCAGCAAAGAGUCCAGGUAUGGUUUAAUCGUGCAACACGGCAGUCUCAACUGGGUACGUUGCUGGGAUUAUUUCCUAGCGUGUUAGUGUGGCGCCUCUGGAAUAGAAGGUGUAUGGCGAGAAUGGAAGAUAGGGCUGAGUCUGUACGGGAAGUGUGGUGCUCUAUAAAAUACUGGGUGCCGAUAUUGGCAUCUCAGAUAGUCAAGGUGCAGCGCCUGUCAAUCAUGGAUGAAUACAUUCUGAGGAUAUUAAAUGUGCCGAUAGUUGAGAAGUCUAGAGUGCAGAUAAAGGUCUUGCGAUGGGUUAAACCGAGAUUGGGAUGUUUGAAGUUAAAUCUUGAUGGCAGCUGUGUUGGGAAUCCAAGUCUUGCAGGGGGUUGGGUUGCUUCAGAAUUAUAG